Messenger RNA from Periconia digitata, 426 nucleotides. Lineage: Eukaryota; Fungi; Ascomycota; Dothideomycetes; Pleosporales; Periconiaceae. The record is from the annotation of a GenBank genome assembly.
UAUCUCAGAAACCCAGCACGGAACCAACAAGAUCCGCGGAGCCAAACACAUAACAAAACAGAACGAAACGAUGAAGAAUAAUAUCCAAGCUAUUAUCUAUGCAACAUCCGACGCGCCCAGAACACUUCGCGGUUCUUCCCCGGUCGAUACCGACGUUAGGCCAGCGCGCCGACUUGGCCCCAAGCCCCCAACCAAGGCCCCCAUCAAGCCAUUCCAAGAGCCCAAGAAAUUACCCCGCGCCCUUGUCAAACCGUCCCUGUGGGCAAGACACUACGCGCAGUGCCGAUCGAAUCAACCGCGCGCACUACAUAAGACAUUGGCGCCGCGGCGCGAAGAGGAAUUGGCAAAAGCCGUAGUCUUUUUUCUCUCUCGUCGUGUAGGAAUGGUGGAGAAGCUUGGGCUCGGGAGCCCCGACUGACAAGAGCU